AAUCCCCCACUUUACCAUGCAAGAAAGCUUCGUUUCACCUACCUCUCGGUGCACAUCGUUGUGCGUAGUCGCGUAGAUACAGUGCUGUCGGCCACACUUUCACCGGAGCCGCGGCCAUGUCGCUGCCACUCUCUGGCCUGCCUCUGGGAGCGCGAUCCGUUAAUUGAUACUCCAUCAGAUGCUCGCCAUCGAGUUGCUUAACAGUUAGCCACCCAAAAUUCCGCCCUUUCCCCACGGUGGUAAAUCGUUGCAAGAACCACGUCCCGAUGGAGCCUUUGCCCAGCGCGGGCUCCGCGGCGGCAGCACCACCUACCGAGCAGCUGGCCCCAACAAGGACGCGGCCGCACGUCGUUCUACUGGCAAGCCCCGGCGCCGGCCACCUCCUCCCGCUAGCGGAGCUGGCGCAGCGUCUCGUCGAGCACCAUGGUUUCGCGGCCACGUUCGUCACGUUCACCAACCGCGCCGACCCAAAACUCCUCUCCCACGUACCGGCGUCCGUCGCCACCGCCGCGCUCCCGGCCGUCCAGAUCGACGAUCUCCCCGCCGACGCCCACUUCGGCCUCGUGGUUCUCGAACUCACCCGCCGCUCCCUCCCGAGCCUCCGCGCCCUGCUCCGCUCCGUCGCGCCGCCGCUCGCCGCGCUGGUGCCGGACUUCUUCUGCUCCGCGGCGCUGCCCGUGGCCGCCGAGCUCGGCGUCCCGGGCUACGUCUUCGUCCCCUGCAACCUGACCUGGGUCGCCCUCAUGCGCCACGUCCUGGAGCUCCACGACGGCGCCGGCCCCGGCGAAUACCGCGACCUCCCGGAGCCUCUGGAGCUUCCCGGGGGAAUGUCGCUGCAGCGGGCGGACCUCCCGGAGCCGUACCGCGAUUGCAACGGGCCGGCAUACCCUCUGCUCGUCGAUUGGGGCCGGCGGAACCGCGGUACCGACGGCUUUUUAGUGAACACCUUCCGCGCGAUGGAACCCGCCGCGGCGGAAGCGUUCGAGGUGGCUGCGGAGCAAGGCUCGUUCCCGCCGGUGUUCCUCGUGGGGCCGUUCGUCCGGUCGCCAGAUUCCGACGAAUUUCCCGACGCAUCAUCAUCGCCCUGCUUGGAGUGGCUGGAUCGGCAGCCGGCGGGCUCGGUGGUGUACGUCUCCUUUGGCAGCAGCGGAGCUCUGUCCGUGGAGCAGACGGCGGAGGUCGCCGCCGGGCUGGAGGCGAGCGGGCACAGGUUCCUCUGGGUCGUGCGGAUGCCAAGCCUCGACGGACGCCAUUUCGCCAUGGGCACCCGCUACGGCAACGACGACGAGGACCCAUUAUUGGCGGCGUGGCUCCCGGAGGGUUUCGCGGAGAGAACGAGGGACAGGGGCCUGGCCGUGGCGGCAUGGGCGCCUCAGGUGCGCGUGCUCUCCCACCCGGCCACGGCGGCAUUCGUGACGCACUGCGGGUGGAACUCGGCGCUGGAGAGCGUGAAGCACGGCGUCCCGAUGGUCUCGUGGCCGAUGUUCGCGGAGCAGAGGAUGAAUGCCCUUCUGUUGGAAGGGAACCUCGGGGUGGCGCUGCGAGCGCGAGCACAGGAGGGCGGCGGCGUGGUGACAGGUGAGGAGCUUGCGGCCGCCGUGAAGGAGCUCAUGGAGGGGGAGAAGGGGCGCGCCGUUCGGGCCCGUGCUAGGGACCUGCAGCAAACGGUGGAACGUGCGUUGGGGGCCGCGGAGGGGUCCUCCCACCGAGCGCUUGAAGAAGUCGGCGCCAAGUGGAAGGCGGUGCUUGGCAGAGAGAGGUAACGAUGCAACGUGUUUUCCAUGUGCAAGAUGAACCGUACGAAGUAAAUCUUUCAUGAUAUAAAAAUCAUAGAUUUGUCUGUGGGGUGUGGUGACUAUGUGUGAAUGCCGGUCUUUGUCUAAAGAAGAUAUCGUUUGUGAAAGUGAGCUUGAAGCAAAUAUUAUGCGCUGGCUUUUGUUGAUAAAGGAAAGUUUUAUGAGAUA
Molecule: messenger RNA, 1964 nt
Organism: Brachypodium distachyon (stiff brome)
Lineage: Eukaryota; Viridiplantae; Streptophyta; Magnoliopsida; Poales; Poaceae
Product: hydroquinone glucosyltransferase
Exons: 1
Coding region: 267-1763 (498 amino acids)
Molecular function (GO): UDP-glycosyltransferase activity
Source: RefSeq, a predicted model, not a curated record